Molecule: messenger RNA, 2303 nt
Organism: Phytophthora nicotianae INRA-310
Lineage: Eukaryota; Oomycota; Peronosporomycetes; Peronosporales; Peronosporaceae
Exons: 1
Coding region: 42-2303 (753 amino acids)
Source: RefSeq, a predicted model, not a curated record
UGUGUAGAUCGGAAAGUCUGUUGUUGUUGGGGAUUAAAGCUAUGGGCGGCGCUGUGUCGUCGGCCAAGUAUGGGUCGGAUAAUACUAAGAUGGUGGUAGAUACGUUAAAGAAGUUGCCAUUCAUGCAGAUGAUGGACGAUCGCUUGUUACAGGAAUUGGCUGUAUGUUUCCACGUAGUGAAGUACGCGAAAGGAGCGAUAGUUAAAAGCGACGCGGCAUCGGGUUUCUUCGUGGUCGUCGCAGAGGGCUCUGUAGAUAUCACGACUCUAUUGUCAACUUCAAACAGCAAACAUCUCGUGUCAGAGUUACUCUGUCAACGUAAGACUGGUGACUAUGUCUCGUUCGUUGCAAGGGAUCAGCUGGUGGCGCAGAUGAUGUGUGACGACAGCGAGGACGCGCCACGCACGGCUAAUGAGGCAAGAAAGAAGCUCGCAGCUCUGUUGGAACUUAAUCGCACUAUAGCUGAUCCAUUUGUUGGCUGUACAUUGCUGAAGUUAAACUUUGACAAGUUUUCGAAACUUCGAGCGAGGAUGACAGUACAUUCGGCUGGUAUGAAGAACACCGCUCGAUUCUCUGGUGGUAGGAAAGGUAAAGGCGGUAUGGGUGCAAUGACAGCCCCAGAAAAGCUGCACUUGAUGGGGUCCAUUGUGGAGUCUGAGGUGGUAAACUAUCUCGUUGAGAUCCCGUUUUUAGAAAAAGUUGAGAUGACACGGCUUGUCAUGCUGGCCAACAUGUGCUCGUACCUUUACGUCAGAAGAGGGGAGCAUAUAUGCGUAGAAGGAGAAAUAGGCGACCGGUUCUUUGUCUGUAUCAAAGGAACGUUGCAAGCUACUCUACAAGUCUCCCUCAAUGCAGCACAACCCACGUUUACUGCAUUGAAGUCAGGUACAAAAUCUGAGAGGAGAACGACAAUCGUAGCGCUGCAGGAGCAAGUUGAUGGAGCUUUUACCGACAAGAAGAUACAGGCGCUCAAACGUAUGGGCGCUGGGUCGUAUUUUGGAGAAAUAUCGCUUGUAUUCAAGAUCCCGCGUGUCUGUAGCAUCACCGCUCUGGACGACGCGCUACUGGUGUAUGUAGACCGUGCAGCAUUUUGUAAUUUUCUUAGAGUCGCCCCCGAUGCUGCGGUUGUUCUACUUGAGCAUAUGCGACUCAACUUUCUGGAUACCUUAAUUAAACAGGGCUGCGCUUUCCUGAACGCGAUUCCUCCCCUUAAACUACAGGAGCUCAGCUACAUGAGCGAGAUUGUAGACUACGAAUUUGACACGAUGAUUAUGCGGCGCGGUGACCAGCAAACUUGUUUUUACAUCCUAUUAAGGGGUGCUGUGGAGAUCAAUUACGGCAGUACCAACACAAUAGUAGAAGCUGAGAAUGAUGACGCAGAGGGUGAAGUAAACGUCAAUACCAAUGAGCUGGUGUUGGUACAUCCUGGAGGAUACUUCGGCCAAGAAGCGUUGCUCUUGAAUACUGUCUCUCUGGUUAAUGUGCGAUGUUUGGACCAUUGUCUGGUACUUAAACUUAUGGCUGAGAACUUCCACGAGUUUUUCUCGACGCUACCGGAGCUUUUCGCUGAGUUUUGUAUCAAAUGUCUUCGGGAAAAAACACGGCUGGAGCAUAUAAUGCAGCACUACGAAGGUCACAAAUUGUGGGCUGCAGACUGUGUCACGCGAUUUCGGCAUCAUGAAGUCUCGCUGUUCGAGUAUAUCGAAGACUUCAAGUGGCAAGCUGACAUCUCGGAGGACCGGAAUCAUGAACGUGCAUUGGUAAUUUAUCUUAAAUUUCUUGCAGACACUGCACCGACUCCGGUUAACAUAUCGUCUGAGGUUCUAGCUGUAUUGGAGGAUGAGUUGUCUUCCGAAGGUGUAGGACGUGACGUAUUUGCUGCCGUUCGACGGGAGAUUUUGGAAACGAUGGACGACGAAGCGUUCCAGGCCUUCAAAAGCUCUCGCGUCUUUCAAGAAUAUCUUACGAUGCUGCACUGUCCGCAAGCGGUUUACGAUUCUCUCACAUCAGAGGACGAAGAGCUACUGAGUAUGCGAUCGCAGACUACGUUAGCUGUACGGAGACGCACGACUCGGAAUGAUACAACCAAAACCGACCUUCCUGCACCCAAGCGAGCGUUUGGAUCGGGAUUCUCACUAGUUGGAGAUAAAUUCCGACGAAACUCAGCAACAGUAUUUGCUGUUGCAAAUUCGACGAAUACUGUGGACGCCGACAUGUUAGCACCGCUUGGAGCGCAAUCUAGGAGGAAAACGAAAGCAGCUGCAGGUGCUUCUAGGAAAUUGUCGACGUCCUUUGUGUUUUGA